Colletotrichum destructivum is the source of this 1839-nucleotide messenger RNA. Its product is annotated as Putative alpha/beta hydrolase-1. The transcript has a single exon. Lineage: Eukaryota; Fungi; Ascomycota; Sordariomycetes; Glomerellales; Glomerellaceae. The record is from RefSeq and is a predicted model, not a curated record. The coding region runs from base 737 to 1654 and encodes 305 amino acids.
GACACGAAGUUUAGGUUGGGCUGACCUAUGGACCACAGGGCUGGAUGCUAUCCAUGGUUGUGGUAAAGCUAAACCAAGGUCCGAAUCUUUGUAUCCUGCUCAUUGUAGUGGAAACACAAGAAAGCCUCUCCUAGGUGGACUGCUUGAAGUGUGCUGUGUGUAACUAUCCAGGUUGAUUGAAGGCCGAAGUUGAACAAGUGACUGAAGAUGCUAAACCUCGACGGCCGCUUGUCUCUACAAAUAGCCAUCAAGAGUUGCUCUCAGGUUUUCUGUUCGUGAUACAAGUUACCAACCCGAUAAGUUACUCACUUAUUCGGCAUUGCGUGGUUCGCAAUUGUCCCGGAGGCGCCCAUCGUACUCUAGGUACAAGCUGCAGCCCACCACUCCAAGCCCCCUAGAGUUCGUUCCAGCUCUGGAGUCCGUUUGUAACCCACGGGUGUUGCAACCCAUUGUGAAUGAGAAAACUUUUGCAACCCCGGAACAUGAAAAGACGCUCAGCUUACACUAAUCAGGGAGAAUCAGGCAAUUGCACGGCGCUGGGUGAUCCAGCCGCACCUCAACCACAGAGUGGCGCAGCUGGGUGUCUAGGGGGUCAGCGUAACGCGAUGACGGAGUAAGAAUUUCUCGAUUACCGCCAAGUUCGGUCAGCUUCAACUCAUCACCAUCAUUUUAAACACGAACGUACAGCUUCAUCGUGUGACAGUAAUUCCUUGUCGGUUUUUGAUCCGAACGCCCAAUGCCAGGUGAUCAAUCUCUCGUCCUCCCCGACGGACGCACCCUCAGCUAUACCACGUUCGGCGUCACGCCCCGACCAGAUCAGCCGACCAUCUUCCAUUUCCACGGCCUCCCCGGCUCUCAUCAUGAAGGUCAACCCAUCCACGAGGCAGCCGUGAAGUGCAACGUCUGCGUCGUCGCCGUGAACCGCCCAGGCUACGGCGGCUCAACUUUCCAACCGAACCGGACGAUACUCUCCUUCCCCCAGGACGUCCUCCGCCUCGCAGACUAUCUGAACAUCGAUCGCUUCGCGGUCCUGGGCGUCUCUGGCGGCGGGCCGUACGCCCUCGCUUGUCUUCACUCAAUCCCGUCGACGCGCUUGGCCGGCGCCGCGAUCGUCUCGGGCAUGUACCCGACGAAACUCGGCCUCGGCGGCAUGAUGCUCCUCAACCGUGUCCUCUUCACCCUGGCGCCCUGGGUGACUGGGCUCGUGGAGAUGGUCGCCGAGUGGGAGAUGGGGAACCUGGCCCGGGACGCGAACCACCCGGAACGGCUUGCGCAGUCGGUGGUCGAGAGCUUCAAGAGCCGACCGAUCGAGGACCAGGAGGCCCUCUUUGCCGACGACGGCAAGAUCCUGAGCGCCCUGGUGCAGAGCACCCGCGACGCGGUGCGCGAGAGCUGUCGGGGCUUCGCGUGGGAGGCGAGGCUGUUCGGAAGCCCGUGGGGGUUCGAGCUGGGGGACUUGGUCGUCGAGAAGGGGAGGUUGGUGAUGUGGCACGGCGGUAAGGAUAUCAACGUCCCUCGCCGGAUGGCUGUGGAGGCGGCGGAGGCGAUCCCGGGCGCUGAACUAAGGAUCGACGAGGACGAGGCGCAUGUGAGCCUGUUGGCUCACAGGAUGGACGACAUCAUCGCCGCGCUAACGGAGAUGCUGAGAAAAUGAUAGCGGAUGCUUUUGGCAGGACGAAAUGCAAUCCUAUGAUCCCGGAAAUCACCAACAUCCAACCGUUUGGGUUACCGAUACGGUUUGGAGACUGUGACAUGCAGAAGCUGCCUCACAGCGGCGGGUAAUCGGCCUCUCCUGGAAGCUCUAGAACCGUUCGAUGGCUGCAUCGCCUCGCAUGACAU